AUGUCCGUGCGGCAUGGCAUGCCCAUGGACGCCGACACCUCUCGGCUUGCGGCGUGGAGUGCGCGUGUGAUGGGCGCUUCUAGCUGUGGCGCAUGCCCAUACCCUGUGCAUUCCAUCGUGGACAACGGCAAAGCGUGUGUGGGUGCCGAUGCGCGCGAGGACAUAGUCGCUCAGCAGCGGUGCGAGCAAUGGAAAAAUGACUUGCUGCGGACCAGCCCGAUGGUGCGCUUCAUGGUGAAGCACCUCACCAUUAUAGGCUGUGAUCCGGUACGUCCACGUCCUGCAUCUGCUUUGCUUCCGCCGAAAUUGUUGAUUGCUGCCUGCCCGCCCGACAUUGCUGGCGGCUUCUCGCCCGCACCGGCAAAUAAAGAUCCAUCGGAGGCCGGUAUCCUGUUGUGUGCAAACCGCAUCUACAGCAAAGCGCAUUUGGAAGAUACUUUGGCGCACGAAAUGAUACAUUGGUGGGAUAGUUGCCGCUUCAAGGUGGACUGGAACGAUCUGCGGCACCAUGCAUGCAGUGAGGUUCGCGCUGCCUCUCUCUCUGGCGACUGUCGCUGGACGCGCGAGAUCAACCGCCGGCACUUUACAUUUUUGAACCAGCACCAGGAAUGUGCGCGGCGCAGAGCCAUCCUUUCUGUGCGUGCGAACCCAAAGUGCGCCGACGAGGAGACGGCGGCACGUGUGGUGGAUGAAGUGUGGGACAGCUGCUUCAAUGAUACGCGGCCGUUUGACGAGAUCUAUUGA
Messenger RNA from Malassezia vespertilionis, 744 nucleotides. It is a transcript of the gene ATP23, whose product is annotated as Mitochondrial inner membrane protease atp23. The transcript is spliced from 2 exons. The record is from RefSeq and is a predicted model, not a curated record. Gene Ontology annotation, molecular function: metalloendopeptidase activity. Gene Ontology annotation, biological process: mitochondrial protein processing; mitochondrial proton-transporting ATP synthase complex assembly. Gene Ontology annotation, cellular component: extrinsic component of mitochondrial inner membrane. Bases 1 to 744 code for a protein of 247 amino acids. Lineage: Eukaryota; Fungi; Basidiomycota; Malasseziomycetes; Malasseziales; Malasseziaceae.